Porites evermanni is the source of this 1110-nucleotide messenger RNA. The record is from the annotation of a GenBank genome assembly. Lineage: Eukaryota; Metazoa; Cnidaria; Anthozoa; Scleractinia; Poritidae.
AUGCGCGGCGCAGUGUUCGCUGCGCCACUUCCGCUGACAUUCCAUUCACUGACAACGCAGAUCGGUGACUGACAAAUAAAGCUCUUCUCAUUUUUCACCACCAAUGUAUAACUCCAACAUUGUUGCUAAUGUUUUUCUUUAUUCAUUAUGUUGUCAGAACAACUACAAGCUUUUAAACAGGCCGUUAUUAAACACACACAAGCCAAGUAGGAGUUUCGGUAAGCUUAAAGAAGCGCAUCGCAUUGGUGCCUUUUUUAAUUUGUUUUUUCCUUUCGUACACAAAUCCACCCUGCUCUCUCUCUUCUUUGCUUGAGUGCGGAUGAGAAGAGGAAGCUCUGCCUAAAUCGUGUCAAGUCUUGUUUUAACCCCUUAAGUCCCAAUGUUGACCAACGUCAAUUUUCUCGUAACAAUAUCCGUAUACUGUGAAGAGACAAGGUUAUAAGAAUUAAUAAAAUGAUCGUCAAAGAAAAAUGCCUUGAUCAUGUAGUAAAUUCUCUCAACUAAUUCUUAAAGGAAAUGUAUGGAGAUCAUUUUGGAGAAUUUGUAUGUGUAUAUUAAUUAGGGCUUAGAGGGUUAGGGUCGCUUUCCUGCUUAUCGUAUAGGUGAGCGCGACCCCCAUAACUUGAAGAUUUGAAUCCGCUUUCACUACUUUUCUGUUCAGGACAAAUCGUUGGCAACGGUUAGCUGAUUUACAAACUUGUUCUUCGAGCAUUUGGAGGGAACUCUUUUUCUAUCUCCUUUCUCCAACAGCUACAGCUACAGCACGGACAAACGGAGGAGAUGAAAAUUAAACACCGGAGAUGCAGGGAGGCUGAAACCCAGUUACGCCUGAUUGAGGAGCGCUUGGGCAUGACUCCGACCCAGUACGAUAUGCCUCCCAGUCCGGCCACUAUGCUGCUGAUAGAAAUCAACACUUCACCUACCAAAACAGCUACCUCGCGUCGCUCCAGCGUACGAGCUGCGGCUGCUGCUACCGCUUCUCCGACCUUAUCGACUCCGGUCGUAAAUGGUACGAGCGACGCAUCGGGAAACACAACUUCUCCGAGAACGAGGCGAGGUGCUGCGAUCUCCCCUGAAGAUGUGAGAACCAGUAAACGAACGCGCCGAUGA